AUGUCAAAGAAAGGAAAUAUGAAAGCUAGAGUUGCAGAUACUCAAGAUUUGAGAGAAAUGUUAACUAACAAAAAGGAAAGUGAAAGAAUUGAAGGAUUAAAAAUAGUUAUUUCUCAAAUGACAGAAGGGAAAGAUGUUGGAAUAUUAUUUGGAGAAGUUCUUCAAUGUGUUGCAACACCAAAUAUUGACGCUAAGAAAUUGGCAUAUUUAUACAUUAUGAAUUAUGCUAAAACACAACAAGAUAAUGCAACAAGAGCAGUUCAAGCUUUUUUGAGAGAUUCAAAUGAUCCUAAUCCAAUUAUACGUGCAUUAGCUAUCAGAACAAUGGGAGCUAUUAGAGUACCUAAAGUUACACAAGAGUUAUACAACCCAUUACAAAAAGCAUUAAAAGAUCAAGACCCAUAUGUCAGAAAGACAGCAGCCAUGUGUGUUGCAAAGUUAUAUUUCUUAAACCAAGAAGAAUGUGUUAGACAAGGAUUUGUUAAUACAUUGAAAGAAUUAAUAUUUGAUAGUAAUCAUGUUGUAGUUGCUAAUGCACUUGCUGCUCUUAAUGAAAUUAAUAGCAUGUCAGAAAAGCAUGAUGUAUUUGAAGUUACUUCAGAAAAUUACAACAUUCUUCUUACUGCAUUAAAUAAAUGUGCAAAUGAAUGGGGACAAGUUAUUAUAUUAGACACUAUUUCUAAAUAUGUUCCAGAAAAUGUCCAAAUUGCAGAAAGUAUUUGCGAACAAGUUUCUCCAAGAUUAAAAGCUGCCAAUAGUGCUGUAGUAUUAGCUGCUGUUAAACUUAUUCUUGUAUUACUUCCUCAUUUAAGUGAACAAAAUGCAUCACUUUAUUUAAAAAAGAUUGCACCACCAUUAGGAACACUUAUGUCUGCAUCUAAAGCAUAUGAAAUUCAAUAUGUUGCAUUAAGAAAUAUUCGAUUAAUUCUUCAAAAAUGCAAAGACUUAUUAGUAAAUGAUGUAAAAAUAUUUUAUUGUAAAUAUAAUGAUCCUUUAUAUAUUAAAAUUGAAAAACUUGAAAUUAUUGUUGCUUUAGCUAAUAAAGAUAAUAUAAAAGAAAUUCUCUCAGAAUUUGUUGAUUAUUCUCAAAUGGGUGAUGUUGAAUUUGUUAGAAAAGCUGUUAGGGCUUUAGGAAGAUGUGCUAUUAAAUUAGAAAACGUUGCUAAUCAAUGUAUUACUACUUUAGUUGAUUUAAUUAAUACAAAAGUUAAUUAUAUUGUACAAGAAGCAAUCGUUGUUAUAAGAGAUAUCUUUAGAAGAUAUCCAAAUAGAUACGAAAAAGUUAUUGGAACUCUUUGUGAAAAUUUGGAUUCUCUUGAUGAACCAGAAGCUAAAGCUGCUAUGAUUUGGAUUAUUGGAGAAUAUUCAGACAGAAUUACUAAUGUAGCUGAUUUAUUACAAAUGUUUUUAGAAACUUUCCAAGAAGAAGAUAUUAAUGUCCAAUUACAAUUACUCACUGCAACAGUUAAAUCAUUUUUAAAAGCUUCUUUAGAGGAUCAAGAUGUUCUUCAAAAUUUGUUUACUAUGUGCACUGAAAGUGAUAAUCCUGAUCUUAGAGAUAGAGGUCUCUUUUAUUGGAGACUUCUUGCUCAUGAUCCAGAACUUGCAAAAGAGAUGGUUUGUUCUGAAAAACCAGUUAUUAAAGAUGAUUCUGAAGAACUUGACCAAGCUGUUUUAGUUAAAUUAAUCCCACAUAUUGGCUCUUUGGCCUCAUUAUUACAUAAACCACCAGAAGUUUUCGUUUCUUCAUUAAAAGCACAAGCUGGUGGAUUUAAUUUCAAGAACCUUGAGACUUUAGGUGAAGAAUUCUCUUCUGAUGAGGAAGAUGACAUCCAAAUCAAUACUCAACCUGCUAACACAAAAUCAUUACUUGACUUUGGUGAUGCUGCACCAGCCCAACCAACUACGGCACCAGCUCAACAAGCACCUCAACAACAAAGUGUAAUGUCUUUGUUUGAUAAUUUGAACACAACCACACCUUCUCAAUCUACUCCUGCUCAACCAGUCCAACAACAACAAAAUAUUUAUGCCACUCUUUAUGGACAACCAACUCAACCAGUCCAACAACAACCAGCCCUCUUUGCUACUCCUGGUGUUCAAACACAAGCCACUCCAGCUCAACCACAACAAACAAAUAAACCAGCCGUCGAUCUUUCAUUCCUUGGCAUUUAA
Molecule: messenger RNA, 2172 nt
Organism: Entamoeba dispar SAW760
Lineage: Eukaryota; Evosea; Mastigamoebida; Endamoebidae
Product: AP-2 complex subunit beta-1, putative
Exons: 1
Coding region: 1-2172 (723 amino acids)
Biological process (GO): vesicle-mediated transport; intracellular protein transport
Cellular component (GO): membrane coat
Molecular function (GO): clathrin binding
Source: RefSeq, a predicted model, not a curated record